UAGUGGGUGUUAGAGAAAAGGUGGGAGUAGGGUUUCUUUUUGAUAAUACAACAUUUGAUUUUUAUUCUUCUUCUCCUUCAUUCAUCCUCAUCAUCAAUAAUUAGUGGUAAUUGAAAUCCUAAUUCUAAUUUUAAUAACCAAAUUCAAUUAUCAUUGGGUUAUGGAGUCUGGAUUCAGGAGUAAUCGCCCUCAAUUGCUUAGAGAUACUGGUAGGAAGCAGGCAUCCUCAUCAUCAGUUAUAGUGAUAGGUGGUGGUAUUGCGGGACUUGCAGCAGCUCGUGCUCUUCAGGAUGCUUCAUUUCAGGUUGUUUUGUUGGAAUCUCGUGACAGAAUUGGUGGUAGGGUGCAUACAGAUUUCUCAUUUGGUUUUCCUGUUGACCUUGGUGCAUCAUGGUUGCAUGGUGUCUGCAAGGAGAAUCCUUUGGCCCCAUUGAUUGGGAGGCUAGAACUACCCUUAUACCGAACGAGUGAUGGUAAUUCAGUGUUGUAUGAACAUGAUCUUGAAAGCUAUGCACUCUUUGAUAAGGAUGGGAACCAGGUUCCUCAAGAAUUGGUCACUAAGGUUGGCGAAACAUUUGAAAGCAUCUUAAAAGAGACAGAGAAAAUAAGACUCGAGCAAAAUGAAGACAUGUCCAUACUUAGUGCUUUCUCAAUCGUUUUUGAACGAAGACCAGAAUUAAGGUUGGAAGGGCUCGCACAUAAAGUUCUUCAAUGGUACUUAUGUAGAAUGGAAAGCUGGUUUGCUGCAGAUGCUGAUACCAUAUCCCUUAAGAGUUGGGAUCAGGAAGAACUACUUCCUGGUGGGCAUGGGCUUAUGGUGAGAGGCUACCUUCCUAUCGUGAACACUCUUUCCCAAGGACUUGAUAUCCGCUUAGGGCAUAGGGUAAAAAUAAUCUUUAGGCAUUAUAACGGUGUGAAGGUAACUACUGAAAAUGGAAGGACAUUCGAAGCAGAUGCUGCUAUUGUUGCUGUUCCUCUUGGAGUGCUGAAAUCCAACACCAUAGUUUUCGAGCCUAAACUUCCAGAUUGGAAGGAAGAAGCCAUUACUGAAAUGGGUGUGGGAAUCGAGAAUAAGAUUGCAAUGCACUUUGACAAGGUGUUUUGGCCAAAUGUAGAGUUCUUGGGAGUGGUUGGAGAGACAUCUUAUGGCUGUAGCUACUUCUUGAAUCUUUACAAGGCGACUGGUCAUCCUGUUCUUGUUUAUAUGCCUGCUGGACAGCUGGCCAAAGAUAUUGAGAGAAUGUCUGAUGAAGCUGCUGCUAAUUUUGCAUUCAUGCAACUUAAGAAUAUCCUACCUGAAGCAUAUGCUCCGAUUCAAUAUCUUAUUACUCGGUGGGGCUCAGAUAUCAACUCACUUGGUUCCUAUAGUUAUGAUACAGUAGGAAAAUCCCAUGAUCUGUAUGAAAGGCUAAGGAUCCCAGUUGAUAACCUAUUCUUUGCAGGAGAGGCAACAAGCAUGAGCAACCCAGCGUCAGUGCAUGGUGCAUUUGCUACUGGACUUAUGGCUGCAGAAAAUUGCAGGAUGCGUGUUCUCGAGCGCUAUGAGGAGUUGGAUUUAUUCCAGCCAGUCACAGGUGAUGAGGCAUCAACAUCUGUACCCCUUUUGAUCACUCGAAUGUAACUUGCUAGGGUGGGUGUCUCUAUUAUAAGGUAACAUUAAGUAUGCAGAUUAUAUUAAUAUGAGAUUUGUGUUGACAUGUUAUUGCCAUUUUGGUGGGGCAAUCAAGAUAACCCUAUGAAAAUCAUUGUUUCCUUAAGGUUAAUCAAUGGACAUUGUUUAA
Molecule: messenger RNA, 1781 nt
Organism: Jatropha curcas
Lineage: Eukaryota; Viridiplantae; Streptophyta; Magnoliopsida; Malpighiales; Euphorbiaceae
Product: polyamine oxidase 2
Biological process (GO): polyamine catabolic process
Cellular component (GO): peroxisome
Molecular function (GO): polyamine oxidase activity
Source: RefSeq, a predicted model, not a curated record